Molecule: messenger RNA, 2439 nt
Organism: Ogataea polymorpha
Lineage: Eukaryota; Fungi; Ascomycota; Pichiomycetes; Pichiales; Pichiaceae
Exons: 1
Coding region: 52-1344 (430 amino acids)
Cellular component (GO): chromatin; nucleolus
Molecular function (GO): macrolide binding; peptidyl-prolyl cis-trans isomerase activity
Source: RefSeq, a predicted model, not a curated record
AAAAAAAAAUUUUAAGUGCGUAGAAAGUUAGUUGACUGAACAUUGCACACCAUGUCUUCUUUAUUGCCACUAGCAUCGUACAACUUGGAGCUCCAGCCAUUUUCUCCGGAACCUUGUCAACCGGAAGAUUUCCCGGUCACUGUCAGAUUGACCCUGGCAGCCGUUAACCCAGAGCCUUUCGACGACAAGGAAGAGCCAUCCACUUUAAGAAUUCUUAAAAAGUCCAUCAAGCUCGAUGACUAUGACUCUGACGAGGAGGACUUCGAUGAUGACGAUGACAGUGAGCAAGAAUCCGAAGAUGAUGUUGAAGAUGAAGGCAAAAUCCAAGAGAUCGAUGAAAAGGAAGAGGAAGACGAGGACAAAGCAGGGAACGAAAGCGACGAUUCUGGCGAGAAUUCAGACGAUAGCUCUGAAAGUGAAUCGGAGAAUGAUGAGAUUGAAGAUGAUGAUGCAAUUGAGGAGCAUAUCAUUUGCACGCUUUCGCCAAAAAGCCAGUUCCAGCAGACUUUGGACCUGACUAUUUUGCCAGAUGAAGAAGUUUACUUCGUCGUUACUGGCUCUUACUCCAUUCAUUUAACCGGUAACUAUGUGGAACAUCCUUAUGAUGAAGAAGAAGAUGACUAUUCAGAUGAUGAUUCCGAGGACGAUGAAGAUUUUGAUAGCGAUGAGUAUGAUCUCACCCCCGACGAAGACGAAAUUAUUGAAGGAGAAGAUUUUGAUCUUGAUGACUUGGAAGGGGUUGAUGACAUUGAAGGUAAAAUUGAAGAACUUGUUGAGGAAGAUCAAAAAGCUGGUAAAAGUGAGAAGAAGAGGCCAGCUGAAGAGGAGCCAAAAGAAGUGAAAGACUCUAAAAAAUCGAAGAAAGAAUUAAAAAAGGAAUCUAAGGAAGCUAAGGAAGCUAAGGAAGCUAAGAAAGAUAAGUCUGUCAAAUUCAACAAAGAGCUUGAACAAGGGCCAACAGGUCCGGCCGCUAAGCAAUCCUCGAAAUCCGAAGACAAGAAGAAGUUUCCCACUAAGACUUUGCAGGGUGGUGUGACUAUUGAGGAUAGAACUGUUGGCACGGGACCAGCGUGCAAGAAGGGACAAAAAGUUGGUGUCAGAUACAUUGGAAAAUUGAAAAACGGAAAGGUUUUUGACAAAAACACUUCUGGCAAACCAUUUGUUUUCGCUUUGGGCAAAGGUGAAGUGAUCAAAGGUUGGGACCUCGGCGUUGCUGGUAUGGCAGUUGGUGGUGAAAGAAGAAUCGUGAUUCCUCCAGCCAUGGCUUAUGGAUCCAAAAAGCUUCCUGGUAUUCCAGCAAAUUCUGAGCUGACCUUUGACGUCAAGCUCCUGAGCAUCAAAUAGUAUCGUGCUAAAUACUCCCUGAAUAUUUCUAUAUAAUCAAAGUACUAUUCAGAAUGAACGAAAUAUCAGUAAUUCAAGAGGUCCCUUUGCCCGUAAAUAGCUCCUAUAAUCAAUACAAUUCGUUCCAUAAUCGUCUGAUUGCGUUGGUCAAGUGCGGCUGCCAUUUGUUUCAAUGCUUUUUUUCCCAGCGCUCGCAUCACUGACAUAUUUGACGAGGUCAUCACAGUGUCAGUAGCAUACAGCAUAUGAAAUAUCCACUGCUCAAAGCAAACGUUGAUAUCGCGAUUUAGCCAUUUUGUGAAGUAAACGAUUAAUUUGAUGUUCACAUUCUCUUCUACUAUUUGAGCCGUAAUUGCAAAAGAAGGUUCAUUAUUGAAAAUCAAGUGUUUCCAUUCUUUUUGGUUCUGUGGCAAGUCAAUGGCAUCGAGCUCGGUUAGGUUUAAUCUAUAGUUGAGAUAGGCUUUUUGACUGGACUUGAACUCUUCCAAAUAUUCUACCGGCCAGCGUCGAUGGUUUUCCUUGUCCAAGGUUGGUUCACUGUGCGAUUGCUGAUUGUCUGAGUUGAAAAUUCUUUUUUCCGCCACAGAAGCUUCAGAGCAAAACCCUUGUUUUUCGAACUGUUGUGCUUCUAAUCGAACUAGCGCCAGAUAAGAAUUCACGUCAGUUGUAGCCUUACUAGCAUCUACUGAUUCCAAGUCCAAAGCUAUCGGAAAUGCUCUCCGUUGUCCAAAAAUGGGAUCCAGAGGCCCUUGAAUCAGAUUUUCUGUAUUUAUCUCUUUCGCUCGUCUUAUCUGCUCAUUGAUAGUGGAUCCUACAUCUCCCUGGACCUCUAAUUCUCCGCUGGCGUCUUCCUUUUGUUUCCGCUUAUUUGGUGUAUCACUGUUUCGAGCUCUCUUGAGCAAUUUGACGGGAUAUGCCAAUUUGGAACCAGCAACAUCCAUCCGAUGUAUUAAAUUUUUCAAAAAUUUUAGUGCAUAACCAAUGCACUAUUCAUAAUACAAUUUGAGUUCAUGCCCAAAAGAUUCUUUGACGAAUCCAAUGAUGCAAAUAAGAGCGGUGAAGACACUCAAUCAAAAUGCUUGACAUCUAUCGUUC